This is a messenger RNA of Sphenostylis stenocarpa, 309 nucleotides long. The record is from the annotation of a GenBank genome assembly. Lineage: Eukaryota; Viridiplantae; Streptophyta; Magnoliopsida; Fabales; Fabaceae.
AUGGCAGGUAUUGCAUCAGGAAUCAGCACCCUUGCCCUUGGCUCCGGUGAUGCUCGACGGCGAUCUCUGCUACCCCAAGCUACUCCCGACACGAACACCACCGACAACAACACCGACACCAACACCAACACCAACACCACCGACAACACCGAAAACAGUGAGACUUGUGAAAUAUACGGUUAUGUGAAUUCUGCGCAGCAAGAAAUCAAAGGUCUUACCAACCAAACUGGGUACGUGAAAGGCAACGCAAAUGGGGUCAUCAACUUUGGCACCUUGACAACCUCUGCUUCUAGGGCAGCCCAACCAUGA